AUGCCGACACCAUCGAGUUAUCACAAUGUUUUCCGAGUCGCGAAGCCUGGCGUGUUGAGCUCCGAUUCUUCCAUCCCCAAAAGAAAUCGUCAAUCCUUGUCCUGUACGGCUUGUAAGACUCGAAAAACAAAGUGUGAUCGUCUUCAGCCUUGUUCUUCGUGCGUAAACCGUGGACACGAAGAUGCUACAUCGUGUGUAUUUUCCACCGGCAAGCCGAACAGGAAGCGGACUACUCACGACCUCGACCCCAAAGAGUCAACUAAUGUCGAAGCUCAACUUAGGUUGCAGAAGAUAGAAGAUAUGGUGAAUGAUCUUCUACAUAAAUCGCAGCAAGGAUCAAAUGAAAGCAAUAACUUUCCCCUACAGAAGAGCUUGGAUGUCCAGUCACCGGACUCGUCUACUGGUGGCCCUGGCAGCCACGCUGCGAUCUCUUCCGUGGAAAAGGGUCAUUUUGAUAUCAGAGAUUCAGGAACUAGGUAUUUUGGUGCUACAAGCUGGACAGCUGUUCUCGAAAGUAUUCGCGAUGUCAAACAUGUGCUUGACAUGGAGACAGAAGACGAGAUUAUAGAAGAGAGUCUUUCGAAAAGUCCAGAAAGUCUACCGCCCGAUCUAGUAUUUGAUACCUCUCAGACCUUGACUAUUCAGGAACUUUGUGCCUCAUUACCACCCAGAAUUGUGGUUGACAAGCUUCUAUCUGCGUACUUUAAUGCGAAACACAACCAAGGAUCAAUUUUACACAGCGCCAAAUUUUUAAGAGAGUACGAAGCUUUCUGGACCAACUCGUCCCCGAAAACUUUUCUCUGGAUGUCUGUCCUCUUCUCGACAUUAUAUAUUGGCUCUCGUGUUCUUGAGAUGAGUUCCCAGGACCUCGGCGUGCCCUUGCCUGACCCAGAUGCGCUUGUGAAGAAAGCCGGACAGGCAUUGGUAGCUGGGAAGUACCAAAAUGGAUUACCUUAUUCAAUUGAAGCGCUACUAAUCUACACCACCUGUAAGCACAUGCAAGAUGAUGACUGCGAAAAGAAUUUGUGGGUUCUCAUGGGGAUAACUGCACGUCUUACUCUCAGAAUGGGUUACCACCGAGAUCCAAAAGCUCUGCCUAACAUAUCUCCAUUUGAAGGAGAGAUGAGAAGAAGAGUCUUCUCUCAUGUGGUAGUGAUAGAUUUGCUUCUCUCAUUUCAAGCUGGAUUGCCUCCAGUCAUACAAGAAGACGAGUGCGACACUAUGGAUCCAAGCAAUCUGCUUGAUACAGAUUUUGACGAAGACUGUAAAGUACUUCCGCCAUCACGACCUCCUAGUGAUCCCACUACAAUGCUCUACUACUGUGAAAAAAGCAGAAUGGCUAGGCUGUUAAGGCGAGCAGUACGCCAUGCCCUGUCACUCAAAAACCCACCAUUCAAAGAAACCAUGCAGAUUGACCGAGAAAUCAAAGAUGCACAUCUCUUGGUUCCUCAAAGUCUACGUAUGAAACCAAUAGGAUCCUCAGUGGUAGAUGAGGCAUAUAUGAUACUCCACAGAUUGAACCUUGAGUUACUCUACCUUCGAAGCACAUCCGUCCUACAUCGGAAGUACCUGAGCUACGAACGCAGCAAUCCUAAAUAUAGCAUUUCCCGAGCAACUUGCCUAGAAGCAGCUCUCACAGUUCUAGGUUACCAAGCCGAUUUGCACCAUGCCUGUCAACCUGGUGGUCAGUUGUACAAUGACAGGUGGAUGACUUCUAGCCUCAUCGCCUAUGACUUUCUUCUGGCGGUCAUGAUCAUCUGCCUUGAAUUGUACGAAUCGCGGAAUGAAUCAAACAUCGAUACUGAAUAUCGAAGGAAGCAGUAUGGGGCAGUAAAACAGGCUCAUGAGAUAUGGCGUUCCAGAAGCUCGGUGUCGAAGGAGGCCAAGCGGGCCACGACUGUCAUUGCGUCGUUGCUAUCAAAGGUUCAAGAGCCAAUUGCGACAGACGAAGCUAGAGUCACAAAUACGAUAUCGACAGCGAGCGAGUUCUCAGGUCAACUUCUGCCGUUGCACCCAGAGGUGCCAUCCUAUAGUAACUAUGAAGACGCUGCAAAUACUAUUACGCAGCCAGGGCACGACCUUGACUCAGUAUUUUCUGCAUCUGAGAAUAUAGAUUGGGGGUUUGUCGAUCAAUAUCUAAUACAACAUGGAAACGUCAACCAAGACCCGUCAUAUGAAUGGCAGUUCUGA
Glarea lozoyensis ATCC 20868 is the source of this 2190-nucleotide messenger RNA. Its product is annotated as Zn2/Cys6 DNA-binding protein. Gene Ontology annotation, molecular function: DNA binding; DNA-binding transcription factor activity, RNA polymerase II-specific; zinc ion binding. The transcript has 6 exons. The record is from RefSeq and is a predicted model, not a curated record. NCBI's taxonomy places the organism in Eukaryota, Fungi, Ascomycota, Leotiomycetes, Helotiales, Helotiaceae. The coding region runs from base 1 to 2190 and encodes 729 amino acids. Gene Ontology annotation, biological process: DNA-templated transcription; regulation of DNA-templated transcription. Gene Ontology annotation, cellular component: nucleus.